Molecule: messenger RNA, 1064 nt
Organism: Cajanus cajan (pigeon pea)
Lineage: Eukaryota; Viridiplantae; Streptophyta; Magnoliopsida; Fabales; Fabaceae
Product: Ribosomal protein L2 family
Biological process (GO): mitochondrial translation
Cellular component (GO): mitochondrial large ribosomal subunit; ribosome
Molecular function (GO): transferase activity; structural constituent of ribosome; RNA binding
Source: RefSeq, a predicted model, not a curated record
CAUUAGUAUUAAAAAUAAAAACAAGAAAAUCUCUUUCACUAACACGAAACCCUAAACCUUAUUUCUCUGCUCAUGAGCGUAACGAAGGACAUCAUGGCUCUCUUGUAGCACUUGAAACCCCAAAUCCAAUGUCAAAUCUUUUCGCACAUUCUAACGUUCACAAGAUUAGGAGGCAGCAGGACUAAGAAUUCCACCACCUGAUACAAGCUAGAAAACAGAGCAAAUAGGCCCCGAAUCGCAAGCAUUGCAGGUUUGAAAUGGCUUUGUCACUGUGGAGAAGUCGCACUGCAUCAUCAGCACUGAACUUGUUCACCAAUGCUGUUCGUCGUUCCUCUUCUGAGGUGACAAACAGCAGUCCUUAUAGUACACGAGAGAGUAUGAUGAGUCAAAUGAUGUAUUCUGACAUAAACUCACAAAUUGGGAGUUGCAUGCCACUGUCUGCAAUGCGAAUUGGAACAAUCAUUCACAACAUUGAGUUGAACCCAGGGCAAGGUGGCAAGCUUGUCCGAGCUGCUGGAACUAGUGCAAAGAUCUUGAAAGAGCCCACUUCGACAUACUGUUUAAUCCAACUGCCCUCGGGUGUUAAAAAGUUUAUUGAUUCUCGAUGCAGGGCCACUGUUGGUGUUGUGUCUAAUCCAAGCCAUGGGGAUUGCAAGCUUAGGAAGGCCGGACAUAGCCGAUGGCUUGGCCGAAGACCGGUUGUUCGAGGAGUGGCAAUGAAUCCCGUAGAUCAUCCUCAUGGUGGAGGAGAGGGUAAGAGCAAGAGUAGUGGUCGAUGGGGGCGAGGAUCUCGCACUCCUUGGGGUAAGCCAACUAAAUGUGGCUACAAGACUGGACCCUUGAAGCGCAAAAGGUAGUAGUAGUAAUAUUAGGAUACAACAUUCACUAUAGCUGUUUUUGAUGUUUCCUUAUCAGAUGCUUGCAAUAAUUGUGGAAACUGUCAUUCCUGUUUUAGGGAAUUCAUGGAAUUAAUUAGGUUCAGCCAAUUUGUGGAAAUUCUGGGUUCAAAUUUUAUUGUUGUGAAAGUAAAAUGUUGUUAACAUGUUUGCAUUCAGCUUACUGUA